AUGGCAACCCUCAAUCCCCCACCAGGAGCAGCAGCAGCACUCCCCCCGCUCCUCCGCCUCCCCCCCGAACUCCACCUCCUAAUCGCCACGCACCUCUCCCACCUUUCCCAACUCUCCAAACCCACCCACCCCGCCCUCACCGCCCACUCCGCCCUCACCGCCCUAACCCGUACCAACCACUAUCUCUACCACGCCCUCACCCCGGUCCUACACCACCUCUCCAUGACCAGCGCACUCACGCAGCAACCCCGUCUGCGGCACACGAUAACUUACAACCAUCCCCUCCUGCUAUCAACACUCCUCCACUACUACCGCGACGUGGCGCGCCCACCCACCGGCGAUCCCCGCGCGCUGCCCUGGACCCUCGAGGAAGCGCUGCGCUUCGCCGUGCAGCGGAAUAGGCCCGCGUGCGUGCGGGUGCUGUUGGACGCUGGCGCGGACCCGGAGGCACAGGCAGAUCCGGCGAGGAGGUGGUACACGCCGCUGCUGAGGGCGGUGAUUGGCAGGAACGUUGUGAGGGUCGGGGAGGUGCUGGGUAGGGAUGCGGAUGUUAAUGCUCGCGCGUCGGAUGGGAGGACGGUGCUGCGGUGUGCGCUUGCUUCUGGGGAUAAGGAGGUUGUUGCCUUGCUGGUGCGGCAUGGAGCGACGCUGGGUGAAAUGGGGACGGGCACGCUAGGAGUGUCGCGCGAGAGGGAGGGCGAGGAGGUGGAUGGUGUUCAGUAUGCAGCUGUUACCGUAUUUCGGAGAGGCGAGAUAGUUGGGAUGUCUGGUGGCUGUCGAUGA
This is a messenger RNA of Tricharina praecox, 783 nucleotides long. RefSeq lists its product as uncharacterized. The record is from RefSeq and is a predicted model, not a curated record. The coding region runs from base 1 to 783 and encodes 260 amino acids. Gene Ontology annotation, molecular function: protein binding. Lineage: Eukaryota; Fungi; Ascomycota; Pezizomycetes; Pezizales; Pyronemataceae. The transcript has 2 exons.